AUGAAAGAUCACCUGGCUAUGGAAGAAUACGACGACGCCAUUCUUCUCUACCGACAAAACGGUCAUGCUGAGGUAGCCCCACUGGAGGAAGCAGCGGAGAAUACACUCUACUACAUGCCACACCGAGCCGUGAUUAAGCAAGAUAGAGAUACAACGAAAGUAAGAGUUGUAUUUGACGCAUCCUCUAGUGCCUCUGGCGAGCCAUCCCUUAAUGAUGUCGUUCACGUGGGACCAAACUUGAACCCAGAGAUUCUACACCUUUUGAUAAAGUUUCGUAGCGAAGCUGUGGCUCUGGUCGCCGACAUUGAAAAGGCUUUCUUGCAAAUCCGCUUACCUGAACGGGAUCGUGACGCGUUGCGGUUUUUGUGGUACGUGACAACACCGAAGAUAGGACAACCCCUCCCGCGAUCGAAGUCCUAA
This is a messenger RNA of Ornithodoros turicata, 420 nucleotides long. RefSeq lists its product as uncharacterized. Bases 1 to 420 code for a protein of 139 amino acids. NCBI's taxonomy places the organism in Eukaryota, Metazoa, Arthropoda, Arachnida, Ixodida, Argasidae. The record is from RefSeq and is a predicted model, not a curated record. The transcript has a single exon.